Phytomonas sp. Hart1 is the source of this 1443-nucleotide messenger RNA. Lineage: Eukaryota; Euglenozoa; Kinetoplastea; Trypanosomatida; Trypanosomatidae. The record is from the annotation of a GenBank genome assembly.
AUGUCUAAGCUAGUGUAUGAUGUAAUUGUUUCUGGCGGUGGGAUGGUCGGGGCCACCAUGUUAACCUCCCUUUUGUAUUUACGGCGGAAGAUGGAGGGCAAGGACGGUUCCCCUUCUUUGCUAAAUAGGCUCAUGUUGGUGGACGCCGGGAAGCAGAUCGAGUUCGACUCGGCGAACAUGAUGCACAGGCUGCGCACCGUCAGCCUCACCCCGGUAUCCAGCAAAAUUGUGGAAAAUUUGGAUGUCUGGUCAAGGCUAAAGACCAAACACUCCUAUUACCGUAUUUCAGUCCGCCAUGAGCAGGUGAGCGAUCCUCUUUUGGGCCAAAAUGAACGUUCGCGGUUGUUUUUUAUGGGCAGUAUUUUUGGCCGCAAGGCGACGACCCAACCGCUUUUGGACUUUACUGAUCUGCGCAAACCGGUGGGUUUUAUAUGCUACAAUGCGGAACUGCAAAGUGCCAUGUUGGCACGCGCGCACGAUUUGAUGAAGGACAAUGCGGAACUCCGCACGAAUCAGGACGCCACCGUCUUUGAAUCGACUCUUACAAACAUUCAAUUACCCCCGAAGGGGGUGGAGGCGGGCCCGCUUGGAAGGGCCGUGAUCACCGGCAAGAACCCCGACAACCUCCCCGAUGAAGUGAAGUUCAAGCUGCUGUUGGGAUGCGAAGGCAAAGUCAGCGCCCUUCGGGGAGCCCUUCACACGCGCGCUUUUCAGCAGGACUACGGCGAAAUGGCGUUUGUCUGCGAAGCGCGUAUUGCGAGUGUCGUCGAUGGGAACGUUUGCAGUUUUCAGAACUUUUUUCGAGAUGGAAAGAUAGUGGCAUUUCUGCCAACCGCGAAGGAUUCGGCGAAUAUUAUCUUCUCCACCACCCCGGCGCAUGCAAAGCAGCUGCGGGAAGCCUCCCAAGAGGAGUUGGUGCGGGAAUUAAACCGCCGCCUGCAUGACUUCGCCCCAGACGACAUUCCGGAGAUUUUGGAAAUCCCGGAGGGGAUUUUCAACGGGGAAAAACGUCGUGUCCAGGGGUCGUUUCCGCUCACGUUGAGCUUCACCCGGACGCCCUACGCGCCGAGGGCGUUGUUGUUGGGGGAUGCCGCCCACAGCAUUCAUCCCUUUGCGGGGCAGGGGGUUAAUUUGGGCCUCUACGACGUCUGUGCGUUAACGGAAACGUUGGAAAGGGUUCUCCGGAUCGGGCAGGAUAUCGGCAGCGUCAUCACAGUCGGGCAGGUUUUUGCAGGGGAGAUGAUCGCCCACACGGGGCCCAUGAUUGCCGCCAUGGAGGUUAUUAAAGCCAGCACCACCGUCGUCCCUGGACUUUCAUGUUUGGGGAUGAAGGCCCUGGAAAGUCUGCCUCUGCUCUCGACGUUGGGCAAGGAUGCGAUUUUACAGUUUGCGUCUGGCACCUCCUUCGCGAUGCGACAUCGGGACUGUUUUCUUUUAAAAUAA